Molecule: messenger RNA, 1882 nt
Organism: Artibeus jamaicensis (Jamaican fruit-eating bat)
Lineage: Eukaryota; Metazoa; Chordata; Mammalia; Chiroptera; Phyllostomidae
Gene: HERPUD1
Product: homocysteine inducible ER protein with ubiquitin like domain 1
Exons: 8
Coding region: 126-1292 (388 amino acids)
Biological process (GO): negative regulation of endoplasmic reticulum stress-induced intrinsic apoptotic signaling pathway; ubiquitin-dependent protein catabolic process; endoplasmic reticulum unfolded protein response
Cellular component (GO): endoplasmic reticulum membrane
Molecular function (GO): transmembrane transporter binding
Source: RefSeq, a predicted model, not a curated record
UAAAGGCAGCGCAGGGCGGGGGCGCGCGCCCCAGAGACGAGAACUGUCGUUGUUGAGCUUGCGGGCGGCUGCGGCGCCGCCUGCCUGGCAUCUCUGAGUGCAGCGGAACCCACGGCACAGCCGACAUGGAGGUCGAGCCCGAACCCGUCACGCUGCUGGUGAAGAGCCCCAACCAGCGCCACCGCGACUUGGAGCUGAGCGGCGACCGCAGCUGGAGCGUGGGCCACCUCAAGGCCCACCUGAGCCGCGUCUACCCCGAGCGCCCGCGUCCAGAGGACCAGAGGUUAAUUUACUCUGGGAAGCUGCUGUUGGAUAACCAGUGCCUCAGGGACCUGCUUCCAAAGCAGGAAGCCCGGCACGUCCUGCAUCUGGUGUGCAAAGUGAAGAGUCCUUCGAAAACACCGGAGACCAGCGCAGGGGUGGCUGAAUCCGCAGAGCAGCCCGCUGGUCCUCAUCAGGGACAGCACCCUGGGGACGCCUCCGGUGAAGGGUUAAGGCCGAGGGAGGCUCCUCGGCACCUUCCUCCCUCCGGAUGGGAGAACAUCUCCAGGCCGGAAGCUGCCCAGCUGGCAUUCCAAGGCCUGGGGCCCGGUUUCUCGGGCUACGCGACCUACGGGUGGCUCCAGCUCUCCUGGUUCCAGCAGGUGUACGCCCGGCAGUACUACAUGCAGUAUUUAGCGGCCACUGCUGCAUCGAGGACUUUUGUUCCCUCACCAAGUGCACAAGAGAUACCCGUGGUCCCCGCACCUGCUCCGGCCCCUAUUCACAACCAGUUUCCGGCAGAAAACCAGCCAGCCAAUCAGAAUCCUGCUCCAGUGGUGGUUAAUCCUGGGGCCAAUCAGAACCUACGGAUGAAUGCCCAGGGCGGCCCCCUCGUGGAAGAAGAUGAUGAGAUCAACCGCGACUGGUUGGACUGGACCUACUCAGCAGCCACGUUUUCCGUCUUCCUCAGCAUCCUCUACUUCUACUCCUCCCUGAGCAGAUUCCUCAUGGUCAUGGGAGCCACUGUGGUUAUGUACCUGCAUCAUGUCGGCUGGUUUCCGUUUAGACAGAGGCUGGCCCAGAACUUCCCAAAUGAGGGGCCCCUUCAGGAAGCUGCCCGCCAGGACCCCAACAAUAACUUACAGGAAGGGCCCGAUCCUGAACGUGAAGACCCCAACCACCUCCUGCCAGACAGGGACGUACCGGGUGGCCAGCAGACCAGCCCGUCGUUUAUGAGCACAGCAUGGCUCGUCUUCAAGACUUUCUUUGCCUCUCUCCUUCCGGAAGGCCCACCGGCCAUAGCAAACUGAUGCUGUUUGCUCUCAGGCUACCGGAGGCUUGGACACACAGGGGCGGGGUCGCUGGACUCCAGCCAGACUUCCUCACCUGGACGUGGCAGGGGCGUGGGAUCGGGAAAACAGUCAACAGGAGGACGCUGUGCUUUUGUGCUGAGCAAAAGCAGGAGAGACGUGAAGCCAUGAUACAAAUUGCUGAACAAAACCGUGCCGCGGCUUCUCAUGUCUUUAUUUUGAAGAGCUUUCAUACAUACUGUGCGUAGUUUCGUAGGCGUUGUACAUAGGGGGCGUUCGUGUCGCAUGCGUGUGCCUGAGGGCCUGUCCGCACGUGCGUGUCUGCGUGUGCGUCUGUGCGUAGACGUCGUAGAGGCAGACGCGGCUCUGCUGGGACGAUUCGAUUCCUGUUGGAAUGUUCAAAUUACACUAAGUGUACUACUUUAUAUAAUCAAUGAAAUUGCUAGACAUGUUUUAGCAGGACUUUUCUAGGAAAGACUUCUGUAUAACUGCUUUUUAAAAUGCACUGCUUUACUUUAAACCAAGGGGGACUUGGCAGAGGUGGACGCCUCUGCUGGGGUUUUUGUUCAAUAAAGUUUUACUAUGAAUGA